This is a messenger RNA of Impatiens glandulifera, 1810 nucleotides long. RefSeq lists its product as uncharacterized. The record is from RefSeq and is a predicted model, not a curated record. The transcript is spliced from 6 exons. NCBI's taxonomy places the organism in Eukaryota, Viridiplantae, Streptophyta, Magnoliopsida, Ericales, Balsaminaceae. Bases 199 to 1500 code for a protein of 433 amino acids.
UCAGUAAGAGAGUGGAGAAGUGGAACCAACCAAACCCGUAAUUCUUCCCCCUCCUAUCCUAUCCUCUCUCUCCCUUUCCAACGUCGGCAGGUUUGGUCCGGGCCCGUUUGGCAUUCCAAAUCAUUGAUUAAAAGGCAGAAUUUAGAUUUGAACUGUGCUUCGUUUUGUUUUGUUUUGUUUUCUCACUUCUCUUUAACAAUGGCAGCAGCACAUUUUAGCAUUGGAGGAGGAGGAGGACUCAAGAACACCACCAAGCUUAUAGAGAAGAUGACAUGGUUCUUACUCUUACUUCUUCUCCUCCUUCUUCAUCAACCAGUACCAUCCUUUUCUAAGAACCAUCGUCACCUUCGCAAGCAAAUGCGCCACUUCAACAAACCCGCCAUUAAAUCCAUCAAGAGUCCAGAUGGAGAUAUAAUAGAUUGUAUCCGUAUAUCCCAUCAACCUGCUUUCGAUCAUCCUCUCUUCCAGAACCAUACAAUUCAGAUGAGACCAAGUUAUAAUCCGGAAGGGUUGUUGUUUGAUACGAACAAGUUGUCGUCAAUUGGGAGGAAAUCUAGACCUAUGAUGAGUCAAUUAUGGCAUACCAAAGGGAAGAAAUGUCCACAAGGGACUAUUCCAGUAAGAAGAACUAAAGUUGAUGAUGUUUUGAGAGCAGGCUCUGUUAAACAUUAUGGGAAGAAGAAGAACAACAAACACUCCACUGUCUUCGUCCCUCAAUCUUCUGAACCUGAUCUCAUCACACAAAGUGGUCACCAGCAUGCAAUAGCAUAUGUUGAAGGAGACAAGUACUAUGGAGCAAAGGCAACAAUCAAUGUAUGGGAGCCACAAAUUCAGGAAACAAAUGAGUUCAGUUUAUCUCAGAUAUGGAUUCUAGGAGGUUCUUUUGCAUCUGAUCUCAACAGUAUUGAAGCUGGCUGGCAGGUCAGCCCUGACUUAUAUGGAGAUAACAACACGAGAUUAUUCACAUACUGGACUAGUGAUGCCUAUCAAGCUACUGGAUGCUACAAUCUCCUUUGUUCAGGAUUUAUUCAAGUCAAUAAUGAAAUAGCAAUGGGUGCCAGCAUUUCCCCAAUUUCUAGUUACCAUGGAUCUCAGUAUGAUAUUAGCAUACUUAUCUGGAAGGACCCGAAAGAAGGAGACUGGUGGAUGCAAUUUGGAGAUGGGUAUGUAUUGGGAUACUGGCCAGCAUUCUUGUUUUCUUAUCUAUCAGACAGUGCAUCAAUGGUAGAGUGGGGAGGGGAAGUGGUGAAUACAGCAGAAGAUGGGCAGCACACCACCACUCAUAUGGGAAGUGGUCAUUUCCCAAAUGAAGGAUUUAAGAAAGCUAGCUACUUCAGAAAUAUUCAAAUUGUAGAUGGGUCCAACAAUCUCCGACCUCCCAAAGAAAUUGGAACCUUCAUGGAGCAAUCCAAUUGCUACAAUGUUCAACUGGGCAGGAAUGACGAUUGGGGUAACUACUUCUAUUAUGGUGGUCCUGGUAGAAACCCUAAUUGCCCAUAACACAUGAUCAAAGUCAGAAAGAAAGAAGUGUUUGUUCAUAUUAUUCAAAUUCUCUUUGUAUACUUCUUUCCUCUAGGCUUGGUUAGCCUUUUUUAGCAUGUGAGUUGUCUUGGUGGGCUAUGGCUUUUCUUGAGAAAGUGGGAGUGGAUAAGCUUCUUGAAAGUCAAGGAACAUCCACUUUCUUUUUGCCCCAUAUUAUUGUGUAUUAGUAGCAAUAUUCAUUAUCAUGCUCCUGACUUAGGAGCAGGAGGCUAGUUUAUUUAUUAAAUUCUGCAUUUUAGUGUGAAAUAAAAUUUGUUAUUUAAAACUA